AUGAGUGGGAUAAUUGAGGCCCAAAGAGCGUUUCUUGAGACUCGCGAUACGCUAGAGGAGUCCAUUAGCAAAAGGUUUUUGCGAAAUCCAAAGCUUCUACCGAAGAAGUUGGUGCCAAAAAAUGGCAGUCUUCUCGGAGACCGGAAAAAGAGAUACACCAGGCGACUACAUAUACUACAGCAGCAGGAGCUCAAGUUUUUGCUGGAAGAGUAUAAUCGGGUCCUGAAAACUGCUGCCCGCUGCUUUGAAGAUGACUUGAGUCUAUACCAGCAGAAUGUCGAGAGUCUAACUGAAAAGCCGUCGACUUUUGACAAGUUUGAUCAGCUAAUUGGGCGCAUUCCCAAACCUAAGAUGGAUGAGGGCGAGUUUGCCAAAAGUUUGCGGGAUGUGUAUUUAAGCUUCUCGCCUUCCGAACCUUCUGAUGUCAAGAUUCGAGUCAAGGCAAAGACCAAGGAGGAGGUGACGUUGAUGAAGAAGAAGUGCAUCCUAAGCUCGGCGGCAUCGCACUUGGUUGCUGAGCAGAAGAAGAAAGAGGAGGAGCAGCAGCAGCUGGGGGAGUUGGGAGUAGAAGUGUUGGACUUGCUCCCGUUUCACAAGUUGUACAAGGACGUCACAGGAAAAGACGUCUCUUACGUGGAGUUUACCUACAAAUUUGCCCAUUUCCCCUAUGCUGAUGCUCGCGAUGCAUCUUUAUACUUGCGGUAUUUGCAACUGCUCUCAGACUAUCUUUGGAAGAAAUUUUGCAGUCUUUAUCCGUUGGAAGACACCGAUGAGUUAUGGCGUGAUAUUGAAGCGAGGUAUGCGCUGCUGCAGAAUGGUCUAGCCGAGGAUACUCUACAGCCAACGCUGGACAAUCUCUAUUGCACUGCUUGUGCCAAGUCAUUUGCAAAUGAAAACGUCUACAUGGGCCACCUCCACGGUAAGAAACAUCAGAAGAACGAAAAAAACGCAAAAGCAGCAGCAACAUCCCCUAACCUGGAAGUGAAUGGAACUCAGAAACCCAAAAGCUGGUACGAGCACUUGAUUUCUUUCUUGGCCCAAGAACUCAAGCCGGAGAUUUUGAAUAUUGAAAAAUCAGUCGUGUUGUCGGAGCGUGAACGAAUGAUUGAACAGCAAAACUCUCUUGACUUGGAGAAUGAGUUCACAGCAGUGGAAGACUCUGGCUCUUCGGAUUCGGAAGCUGACGCUGAAUCGGACCUGGAUAUCAACGAUGCGUUCAAGAACCUCCCAUUGGGAUCAGACGGGACACCUAUCCCGUUAUGGCUAUACAAGUUACAAGGUCUCCAUAAAGUGUACAAUUGUGAAAUCUGCGGUAAUGUCUCUUACAAGGGCAGACAAAGCUUUGGGAAGCAUUUCCAUGGGUCCAGGCAUAUAUACGGUCUUCAGUGUCUUGGUAUUCCCGAGGAAAAUUAUCCACUUUUGCGGAACAUCACCAAGAUCGCCGAGGCGCGGGACUUGUGGGCCACGUUGAAGAAAGAGCGAAAGAGCAAAGAAGGCGAAGCUCAUGAUGCAAUUGAAGUCGAGGAUAAAAACGGUAAUGUGAUGAAAGAACAGGACUAUGUGGAGUUGAAGCGACAGGGCCUCAUAUAG
This is a messenger RNA of Lodderomyces beijingensis, 1590 nucleotides long. The record is from the annotation of a GenBank genome assembly. Lineage: Eukaryota; Fungi; Ascomycota; Pichiomycetes; Serinales; Debaryomycetaceae.